UGCCGUCCGGUGCCGCAGGAGAAGGUCGCCCGCUCGCCCGCUCGCUCCGGGGGAUUCCCAGGAUCUCGCUCGGCCGCUCGCGCCGUCUCCCGAGCACUCGGGGACAUGUCGAGGUGGGCGGAGGCCCGGUGGGCCGGCGCCAGACGGCGGACGGCGGCCGCGGCGCACUCGCCCUCCUCGAGCUUUCCCCGGAGACGCCUCCCUUUACAAGCGCCCCGAGCCUGAAGGCGCUGCCACGGCGAGGAGGCACCGAUAAAGGAGCAGGACGCGCCGCUGCGGCGCCGGGAGGGAAUUCCGGGAACCCCCGGGAAUUGUUCCGGGAAUUCCCGGGAAUUCCGGGAGGAUGAAGCUGCUGGAGAACUCCAGCUUCGAGGCCAUCAACUCCCAGCUGACCGUGGAGACCGGCGACGCCCACAUCAUCGGCAGGCAGGGCGAGGGCCCGCUCAGCGACACGUGCAGCCGCAAGACGCUGUUCUACCUGAUCGCCACCCUGAACGAGGCCUUCCGGCCCGACUACGACUUCAGCGCCGCCAAGAGCCACGAGUUCAGCCGCGAGCCCAGCCUCAACUGGGUGGUGAAUGCCGUGAACUGCAGCCUCUUCUCGGCCGUGCGCGAGGAUUUCAAGGCGCUGAAGCCGCUGCUGGGAUUCCGGGCUCUUCCCCAGAGCGUUCCUGGAAUUCUGGGGCAUUCCCCAGGAGAUUCCAGGGGUCAUUUCCAAGGGGGGGAUUCCCUGGAAUUUCAAGGUGGGGGGGGAUGUUCCUGA
Molecule: messenger RNA, 763 nt
Organism: Lonchura striata (white-rumped munia)
Lineage: Eukaryota; Metazoa; Chordata; Aves; Passeriformes; Estrildidae
Source: RefSeq, a predicted model, not a curated record